Cynara cardunculus var. scolymus (artichoke) is the source of this 1704-nucleotide messenger RNA. Its product is annotated as endoglucanase 17-like. The transcript is spliced from 7 exons. Gene Ontology annotation, biological process: carbohydrate metabolic process. Gene Ontology annotation, molecular function: hydrolase activity, hydrolyzing O-glycosyl compounds. The record is from RefSeq and is a predicted model, not a curated record. Bases 1 to 1539 code for a protein of 512 amino acids. Lineage: Eukaryota; Viridiplantae; Streptophyta; Magnoliopsida; Asterales; Asteraceae.
AUGGCCUCCUCCGCCACCCUCCUCCUCCUCCUCCUCCUCCUCCUCCUCCUAACCCUCUCCUCCGCCAUACUCGACGCUUCCCCCGUCCACCACCGCCACCGCCACCGCCAAUCCGCCCAUCAAAACUACAAAGACGCUCUCACAAAGUCCAUUCUUUUCUUUGAAGGUCAAAGGUCCGGCAAACUUCCUCCCAACCAGAGAAUGACGUGGAGGAGAAACUCCGGUCUUUCCGACGGAGCCGCCAUGAAAGUGGAUUUGGUGGGCGGAUACUAUGACGCCGGAGAUAACGUGAAGUUUGGUUUUCCGAUGGCGUUCACCACCACAAUGCUGUCGUGGAGUGUGAUUGAAUUUGGUCGGUUGAUGAAAGGGGAGUUGGGAAAUGCGAAAACCGCCAUUCGUUGGGCUACUGAUUAUCUUUUAAAAGCUACUGCUCAAUCAAACACCAUCUUUGUUCAGGUUGGAGAUGCAAACAAGGAUCAUGCAUGUUGGGAAAGGCCAGAAGACAUGGAUACCCAAAGAACAGUGUUGAAGAUUGACAGAAAUCACCCUGGAACUGAUGUUGCUGCUGAAACUGCUGCUGCUCUUGCAUCUGCAUCUUUGGUUUUCAGGAAAUCUGAUCCUAAUUACUCCAAGAUUCUCCUAAAAAGAGCCAUUAAAGUGUUUGCAUUUGCUGAUAAGUUCAGAGGCUCAUACAGUGAUGGGCUGAAGAGUUAUGUAUGCCCUUUUUAUUGCUCUUACUCAGGAUAUCAGGAUGAGUUGCUGUGGGGGGCAGCAUGGUUGCAGAAAGCUACAAGAAGUCCAGCUUAUUUGAACUACAUUCAAGCAAAUGGUAUUGCACUUGGGGCUGAUGAAAGUGACAAUACUUUUGGUUGGGAUAACAAGCAUGCUGGUGCCAAGAUUCUUCUAUCUAAAGCAUUUCUCGUUCAAAAGGUCCAAUCUCUCCAUGAUUAUAAGGGUCAUGCAGAUGGCUUCAUUUGCUCAAUUAUUCCAGGAGCCCCUUUUUCUCAAACACAGUACACCCCUGGAGGACUUUUGUUCAGGAUGGAAGACAGUAACAUGCAAUACGUAACUUCUGCCUCAUUCUUAUUGCUAACUUACGCCAAAUACCUAACCAAAUCUCACAAGGUUGUCAACUGCGGUGGCGCAAUUAUCACCCCACGCCGGCUGCGAACCAUCGCCAAGAAACAGAUCGACUACCUACUCGGGGAUAAUCCAUUAAAGCUAUCAUACAUGGUCGGAUAUGGUCCAAGGUACCCGCGGCGGAUCCACCACCGAGCCUCAUCUCUGCCAUCCCUAUCCGCCCAUCCCGGAAAAAUCAAUUGUGGAUCCGGAUUCACCUUCAUGCAUUCAGAGAACCCAAACCCGAACAUACUGAUUGGGGCGGUGGUGGGUGGACCAAAUGGACACGAUCGUUAUUCCGAUGAACGAUCGGAUUAUUCACAGACGGAACCGGCGACGUAUACAAAUGCACCGCUUGUUGGGGCACUGGCGUAUUUGGCGCAUUCAUCUGGACAGAUUUACACGGAUAAUUUGGAUUGAAAGGAAUUAGGGUUUGUGCUUUUUGAUUUUGGAAAUUGGGGAAGAAACGGCUUUCAAGUAUGUAUAAUGGUUUUUAGGGAAUUCUAUUGAAUGUGGGUUCAUUCAAGAAAAUUAAACACCUAAUGGCUAAUGGUAUCAGAUGAUAUUCGAUAAUUGUUUAUCCAC